This is a messenger RNA of Pelagomonas calceolata, 1728 nucleotides long. Lineage: Eukaryota; Pelagophyceae; Pelagomonadales; Pelagomonadaceae. The record is from the annotation of a GenBank genome assembly.
GCGUCGACACAAAAGAGCUGAGCAGGCACGCAUUGUUGCACAGCUCAAGCGCAGGUGUGCAAGCGUUGCUACUCAGCAACCGCCCCGAGCACACGACCAUUCGCCGCGCCGUCCUUGACGCACAGUCGUCGGGUGGAGUUUGCGUGGCCGACGACACAGUUUGCGCACAAGGAAAAGGCAACGGGGCUUGCGCUGCACGACAGCUGCAGCCUUGCAUGCGCCGUAACAAUAGCAGCAGCAACAAGCUAGCAGCCGCCGAGCAAGGCCUGCCAAAAAAAAAGAUGCCAAAGCCGCAGCCGUGGCUCGUACUACUCUCGCAACGACGCGUCGCCCUCGCUGGAGCUUUGGUAGCGUUCGCCGUCCUAUACGCGUUCUCACGACAAGACGAGGCCAAGGAUAAUGAAGAAAUACCAUGCGACGUCCUCACAAACCCCCGCUGGGCGCCGCGCCUCCCUUCUUUGGUCGAGCUUUCGUUGAGGAACUGCGGCCUGACGGAGCUGCCGGCGGCCAUCGGCCAGUGCGCAUCGCUCAAGAAACUUGAUUUAGGAGGCAACGACCUCACGGACCUACCGAUGACGUUAGCAAAGUGCACGCGGCUCGAAAUCCUCUUCGUGCUGGGGAGCAGACGCAUGCAGAGUGUCCCGAAGGUCCUCGCGCGAAUGACGUCGCUGACGCGCCUGGGACUCAAGAGCAACGGCCUCACCAAGUUACAUGGAGACGCGUUACCCCCGCACUUAAUCCACGCCAUCUUCACGGACAACCAAAUUACGACAAUCGAUGAGGAAGCGUGGCGCAAGUUCUCUUCUAUAAGAAAGCUCAUGUUGGCGAACAACAAGCUCACUUCGUUUACUGGCGGCACUAACCCCUCAAAAAACCUAGCAUCCCUAGAAUUAGUGCGCCUCGCGAACAACGACCUGCAGUCCCUGCCGGACGAAGUGCUGAGGGCGCCUAGAUUAGCUUGGGUCGCGCUGGCCGGGAACCCGCGGCUCGUCGGCUUCGGCCAACUGGCUAGCGCGCUCGAGACGACGAUGGCCCGGAUCGAUUUCAGCGACGCCGUCGCCCUCGGCAAGGGCGCUUCCGGCAGUGUGCGGUCCGCGUCCUUCAAAGGCACGCCCUGCGCCGUCAAGGAGCUGCUCGAGACGUCGUCGGACGGCGCCGCGCGGGACGAGCUCGCGGUGCACGAGCGCGUUGCUGGGGAGACGCCUUCCACAUUAAUCAAGACGCUGGCCAUCAUACGAGAACCGCCGGCCGUCGUCAUGGAGCGCCUGACGAAGAAUGCGAGGGACCUCGCGAGGCCCCCUACCAUAAUAGAAGUGACGCGGGACCGCUACGAGGACGGCGAGCGCUUCUCGAGCGCCUUCUCCAUUACGCUCCUAAAGGGUUUGGCCGAGGCGCUGCGGUACCUGCAUUCGAAGCGCGUGGCGCACGGCGACGUCUACGGCCACAACACGCUCGUAUUGGAUUCGACGGGCGCGGCGAAGCUCGGGGACUUUGGCGCGUCGUUCUACUACGGCGAGCUCGCGCCGUCGGCGCAAAGGCUGAUCGAGCGCGUCGAGGUCCGCGCGUUCGGGGUCUUGUGCGCGGAGGUCGCGACGCGAAUCGUCGGCGCGGCGGCGACGCGGGACCGGCUCUUGGCCGUCGCCGACGACUGCCUCCAGGGCGACGCGGCGGCGCGGCCGUCGUUCGAGAGGCUGGUGGCGGCGCUGGGUAAUGUGAACUAAUCGUACC